This is a messenger RNA of Jaminaea rosea, 1541 nucleotides long. Its product is annotated as NAD(P)-binding protein. The record is from RefSeq and is a predicted model, not a curated record. The coding region runs from base 101 to 1207 and encodes 368 amino acids. Gene Ontology annotation, cellular component: membrane. The transcript has 3 exons. Lineage: Eukaryota; Fungi; Basidiomycota; Exobasidiomycetes; Microstromatales.
CUUCCCCGCAAGGCAUCGCCGAGCUUUAUCCUCCACUCCCGUUCUUCCCAUCCUCUCCUUCUCCCCUCGUCUCCAUCGACAUCUCGGUCUCUCGCCCGUCAUGCCAGUCUACGAAUCCGCUCUAGGCUGGGUCGACGACCUCUUUGCCCUCUUCGGACGCACGCCACCACCCAAUCUCAAUCUGUACAUCGCACUCACCACCAUCCUCAUCCCCGUCCCCAUCCUCAUCAUGUUCCUUCGCAAUGCUCGACCCAGAUUCGCAUCAAUCCCUCCUUAUCGUGAGCGUGUACUCAUUCUGGGCGCGACAUCCGGCGUAGGAGAGGAGCUAGCCUACCAGUACGCGGCGAGAGGAUGCAGGAAUAUAGUGCUGGUGGGGAGGAGGGGUAAGGAGUUGGAGAGGGUCAAGGAGAAGUGCGCAGAGAAGCGAAAGGAAGGAGAGGAAUGGGAUCAAAGUCAGCAGGCACCGGGAUGGGAGGAUGUGGGCGAGACGGUGCACAUUGUCGAAGCGGAUUGUACUAAGCCGGAGGAUCUGGUGAAAGUGAGGCAGGUAGUGAGGAGAGCAUUGGGCGGCCUCGAUACGCUUCAUAUCACCUUUGGCGUAUCGGCCCUGCGUCCCCUUCUCAACUUAGCAGGUGUAGACCCGCUCACCCAAACCGCCAGCAGCUCCUCCAGCCCACAUGCGACUCUGGAGGGCAUUACCAACGUCCUUUCCAAAGCCUCUCAGAUCCACAACAUCAACGCAGCCGCAACAGCCGCUGUGCUGGCGACCUUCAUUCCACUCCUGCAGCUCACCUCGCCUCUGCCCACGAUCGUCCUGCUCAGCAGCGUAGCAGCCUACGUCCCACCACCGACACGCAGUCUCUACGGAGCAAGCAAAGCGGCCCAACUCCACGUCUUCCAGGCAGUCGCAGUAGAAUCCGCCGCCCAGUCCGAGCGCUCUACCCCAAAGCGUAGCGAAAUUGCCUUCCUCGCCAUGGCGCCCGCAACCAUCCGCACCUCGUUCCGCCAAUCCGCAAUCGACGGGGUACCAGGAGAAGAGCUCAAGGAUGCUGCAUGGGACGAUGCGAAGAGCAAGGGCUCGAGUGAGAUCCUCGAGGCAAGCGAGGUGGCCAGGCGCAGUAUCAAGUGCGCGGAUAGGGGCGAGAAGGGGAUCGUGGCCAUGCCUGUCAAGUACAGGAUUGUGAGGUGGAUUUAUCCUUUGAUGUGAGUGAACAUCAGCCGGCUGACGGUGACGGUCGUGAGCUGACGCUGCCUCUCCUCCCUGGCCCGGUCAACAGCCUUGCGAGAAGAAAGUACGGCUACUGAACACGUCAUGCCCGCCAGACGAGAUUGAAGAUGCAUUUGGUCAUUACGUAGGGCACGGCAUUCGAUCGAUCGCAAGGGAGUCCUGCGAGAGAAGAUAGAUAGAAAAGGGAAUGAGUGAAGGAGAAAGAUGGACAGGAAAGGGAGAGAAAAAGAGUUGGUCCGUAAUAGUAGCGUAGGAUAUAAACAAUGGAUUGUACCGUUGGCGACACUUCAACCUCACCUAGUGCCUCCAAGCC